This is a messenger RNA of Aspergillus aculeatus ATCC 16872, 897 nucleotides long. RefSeq names its product N-terminal L-serine N(alpha)-acetyltransferase NAT4. The transcript is spliced from 2 exons. NCBI's taxonomy places the organism in Eukaryota, Fungi, Ascomycota, Eurotiomycetes, Eurotiales, Aspergillaceae. Gene Ontology annotation, cellular component: nucleus. The record is from RefSeq and is a predicted model, not a curated record. Gene Ontology annotation, molecular function: histone H4 acetyltransferase activity; protein N-terminal-serine acetyltransferase activity; histone H2A acetyltransferase activity. The coding region runs from base 1 to 897 and encodes 298 amino acids.
AUGCCCACCUCCUCCACCACCUCCUCCCACCGAGUAACCAAACCACCCACCAACAGCAAGCGGGGAAUCCGACGCGCAUCCCGCAAACCCACCCAGCCAACAUCAACAUCACCAACCCUACAAUCCCAACAUGAACUCUCCCAACUUGAACCCCAAAAACAACCCACCCCGCCACCCCAACCAACGCAACCACUAGUCGAACGCACCAACGCCCUCCCCUUGGCCGAAUUCAUCAACCUCUACGUCCCCAAAGAUGACCUCCACAUCACCAACCAGCUCAACGCCGAGGAGCAGCAACAGCAACAGCAACAGCAACAGCACUACACUAUCACAAUCCACACCGCCGCAACCCUGCCCGGGACCCUCUUCACGCAAUGCUUCCAACUAAUCGAAACCACCUCAGCAGACGCCUACCGCGCCUCCUCAAUCGGCUGGUCACCCACCAAAAAACGUAAGGAGAUGCGAUUGCCCGACAUCAAGUAUCUGAUUCUCCGGCGCGCCACUCCCAAAUCCCGGGAGGCAGAUGCAGGAUCGCCAGAUGCGACGAGUCCCGAAAAUGAGCAGGAGGACGAGGAACUGCUCGGCUUCCUCUCGUUCAUGGUCACGUACGAGGACGGGUUCGAGGUGGUCUACUGCUACGAGGUGCAUCUGGCGGCGAGCGUGCAGCGGCAGGGGCUGGGGGCGCAGCUGAUGCGGGUGUUCUUGCGGAUCGGGGAGCGGCUGGGGAUAGCCAAGGCCAUGUUGACCGUCUUCCGGGCGAAUGGGGCGGCGAUCCGGUUCUACGAGCGGUUGGGGUUCGGAAUCGAUGAGAGCUCGCCCCGGCCGCGGAGGUUGAGGAAUGGAACAGUCAAAGAUCCCGAUUAUCGGAUUCUCUCGAGGGUGUAUGCGAGGCAGUGA